Molecule: messenger RNA, 4793 nt
Organism: Hypanus sabinus (Atlantic stingray)
Lineage: Eukaryota; Metazoa; Chordata; Chondrichthyes; Myliobatiformes; Dasyatidae
Gene: dgkg
Product: diacylglycerol kinase beta
Exons: 27
Coding region: 671-3370 (899 amino acids)
Biological process (GO): intracellular signal transduction; diacylglycerol metabolic process; lipid phosphorylation
Cellular component (GO): plasma membrane
Molecular function (GO): ATP-dependent diacylglycerol kinase activity; calcium ion binding
Source: RefSeq, a predicted model, not a curated record
GCUCACGCGCAGCCAGUGAUGUGCUCCUGCCCAACAGACGAGCAAAGGAGACUCGUGGGGCAAUUAAAAAAAUAAAACAAAGUAUAAGAACAUAAUUUUCCACUGAACCCUCGGCAAAAGGGCAGUUCUCUGGCAGUCGGUCCUGACUUGUUUUUUUUUGCUUUCAUGCAUGCACAUACACGUGAAAUAAAAGGAGCUCAAUGAACUCGCGGCUUAUUGCAGAGUGAGGAGCAGCAAGUGGAGCCCGGUGAGAGAUAUUUGUCUGGAAUAUGCCAGACACUGCCCGUGCCGCACGUUCCCACCAGUACCCUUGCACUGGAAGCCUUCAUUGUCUGCCCCUUGCAUGAGGUGCAGAGGACUAUUUGAGCAAAGUUCUGUGACUCGCCCAUCAAAAAUAUGAAUGGAUUUCACUCGACACAUUCUAUUAAUGGAACAGUUCAUAAGAGAAACUAAGAAUGGUUUAACAAGAGAUUUCCUUGGGAAGAGAAGUGUGUUUGACUGGGUUUACAAUCAAAUGCAAACAGACAUCAGCUGAACUAAAAGCAUCAGAAGUACUUCUGUCUGCUUGAAAAAGAAGAUGCCUUCUGCAACCAUACUUUUCUAGAAGCACAUCAGGAUUUGCCGUGCUCUCUUCAUGAGUAAGAACUUGGGCUGAGCGGAUCUUUAAAAAAUGUGUGAUGGGACGUGGGUUAUCCUAAGUCCAGCAGAGUUUGCUCAGCUACAACAGUACACAGAAUAUUCCUCAAAGAAAUUGAAAGAUGUGCUGGAGGAAUUUCAUGGAGAUGGGGUGCUGUCCAAAUACAAUCCUGAACAGCCUAUAGAUUACGAAGGUUUCAGAUUAUUCAUGAAGACAUAUCUGGAGGUGGAAAUCCCAGAAGAACUCUGUGAGCACUUAUUCAUGUCAUUUAAAAGGAAGACAUGCCAAAAUUCACCGGAGUCCCAGAAGCAGAACUCAAGUAAUUCACAGUUUAAUCUAUUAGAACCAAAAUCUCUAGAUUCUGGCAUCUCCUUCCAGACAGAAGUAGCAUGUGCUCCUAUUACAGGAAUUAAUGGCAAAAGUAUUCUGAAUGCCAUGAGAAGACAUUCUCCAGAUGGAAGGAAUUCCCAGGUUAACCUCACCGAUCAGCAAUUUCCCAGCUUGGCUCCUAUUGCUGCUGCUGCCACAGCAACUUACUCUCCUGGUUCCUCACGGUCUUCUUCUCAGAAAUCCACUGCUGCUGCUCACUUUUCUCAUAACUUCUCUGGCUCCUUCAAGAUUUCCUCUGCCUCACUGCUUAACUCUCAGUCUCCAGGUACAAAAAGUUUAGACAAGAGGAUGAAUUUAUCAUUUAAGAAGAAUCACAGCCCUCUGAAGACACCACCCCAUGUGCCACAGUCCCAGAUGCCCCAAGUGGUCUACCUGAAGGAUAUUGUCUGUUAUCUGUCACUGUUGGAGCGAGGAAGAGCUGAGGAUAAGCUGGAGUUUAUGUUUCGACUUUAUGAUACAGAUGGAAAUGGUUUCCUGGACAGCUCUGAAUUGGAUCGAAUCAUCAACCAAAUGGUCCAUGUUGCAGAAUAUUUGGAAUGGGAUGCUACUGAACUCAGGCCAAUACUAAUGGAAAUGAUGGAGGAAAUUGACUAUGAUCAUGAUGGUACAGUUACACUUGAAGAGUGGAUAAGAGGAGGGAUAACCACCAUUCCAUUACUGGUCCUCCUUGGCAUGGAGACGAACGUGAAGGAUGAUGGCCAACAUGCUUGGCGAUUAAAACACUUCAACAAGCCUGCCUAUUGCAACUUCUGCCUGACAAUCCUAUUGGGUGUUAGAAAACAAGGCCUUUGUUGUUCUUUUUGCAAAUACACAGUCCAUGAAAGAUGUGUCUCCAAAGAUAUUGCAUCAUGUAUAAGCACAUAUGUAAAAUCCAAGAGAAAUACUAAUGUUAUGCAGCAUGUUUGGGUGGAAGGAAACUCACAAACCAAAUGUGAUAAAUGCCAUAAAAGCAUUAAAUGUUACCAGGGUCUCACGGGUCUCCACUGUGUUUGGUGCCAAAUUACUCUCCACAAUAAAUGUGCCUCACAUAUCAAGCCUGAAUGUGACGGUGGCCAACUAAAAGACCACAUUUUACUUCCUUCCUACAUAUGUCCUGUAGUUCUGGAUAGACAGCCCAAUCAGAAAAAAGCUGAAAAUCAUUCACCAACAACUCCAACUUCAGAUGACAAUCAGGCUUUCAAAUGUAAUACAAUGACAAUGGAUGGACAAGGACUGCAGAUCACAUCAGUGCCCGGUACACAUCCACUUCUAGUGUUUGUCAAUCCCAAAAGUGGUGGAAGGCAAGGGGAAAGAGUUCUCCGAAAAUUUCAGUAUCUUCUCAACCCCAGACAAAUUUAUAAUCUUGACAGGGGUGGUCCUAUCUCUGGAUUAAAUUUUUUUCGUGACAUACCUGAUUUCCGAAUAUUGGCCUGUGGAGGAGAUGGAACCGUAGGUUGGAUAUUAGAUUGUAUUGAUAAAAUGAACUUAUCAAAACACCCACCUGUAGCUGUGUUACCACUGGGAACCGGAAAUGACCUCGCUCGAUGUUUGAGAUGGGGAGGAGGAUACGAAGGUGGUAACUUAAUGAAAGUUCUCAAAGACAUAGAAAACAGUGUAGAAAUGAUGUUGGACCGAUGGAGUAUAGAGGUGAUUCCAAACAACAAAGAAGAAAAAGGUGAUCCGGUGCCAUACAACAUUGUUAACAACUAUUUCUCAAUAGGUGUGGAUGCAUCAAUUGCUCACAGAUUUCACGUAAUGAGAGAAAAGCAUCCAGAAAAAUUCAACAGUAGAAUGAAAAACAAGCUAUGGUAUUUUGAGUUUGGAACGACAGAGACAUUUUCUGCUACUUGCAAGAAGUUAAAUGAAUUUGUGGAAGUGGAGUGUGAUGGUAUUGUCCUUGAUCUAAGUAACACGUCACUAGAAGGAAUCGCAAUCCUCAACAUUCCCAGUAUGCAUGGAGGUUCCAACCUUUGGGGUGAGACAAAGAAGCGAAGGAACUAUAACCGUAUGAGUAAAAAGGUCCCCGAGAAGCUCUGCUCAACAACGGUGACAGAUGUGAAGGAACUGAAAUUCUGUGUGCAAGACUUUAGUGAUCAGCUGCUGGAAGUUGUUGGCCUUGAAGGUGCCAUGGAGAUGGGACAAAUCUACACCGGACUGAAGAGUGCUGGGAAGCGACUGGCUCAGUGUACUUGUGUCACCAUCAGAACAACUAAGCUGCUGCCUAUGCAGAUUGAUGGGGAGCCCUGGAUGCAGCCUCCUUGUACCAUUAGAAUUACUCACAAAAACCAGGUCCCCAUGCUGUUGGGGCCUCCUGCAAAGGCAAGCCUACUUUUCUGGAAAAGGAGAAAUCGCAGCAGAGAUUAAAUGUGCAGGAAAAUGUUACAGCUGAAGAUCACAAUAUUACAAGAAAGCCCUCUGGACAAAUGAAUAUUUUCUUUUUACUUUAGAUGUUUUAUUUUUAUUCUACAUUUAUACCACAGAGUCAUCAGACUUAAACACUGUACAGUAACAAUAUAUAACUUGGACUUCAAUGAAAAUAACUUUGUAAUAUUUAAAAUGAAUCUAUGAAGCAAAGUCAUAAACUUUCCAAGAAUGAACAGAAUCAGUAAAUACUUCGGUGUUUCCAUUUUCCAUGUUUCCGAUGUUUGUUCUAGUAUCCUAGGAACAAUGGAGCAAAGAGGGAAGCAAAACUCCAGGAUGCAAUCCAAACUCACCCAUGCUACAACAGUAAAACAAUUGACUUCAGCUGUCACAUACCGACCAAUGCCUAUUGCCUAACAAAGUUACACUUCCACGUCAUCAACUCAGAGCUGCAGGCAGUUCUGGGACGGCAGCAAGGAAUUUGCAUUCUGGGAUUGUGUACAUACAAACAUUUUGAAAUUGCAAGUUCCGUACCUUGCACUUUGAUUAAACAGCUCAUGGUUUCAGGUCAAAACAUGACAGUACAUAAUGACAAAUUGUCUUUUUUUUUCCUGCUGUGAUAUCAUUGCCAUAGCUAUAUAACAUUUAUGGUAAACUAUAAUUAAGUGGCUGCACCAAUAUUCUUAAUAUUGGCAAAGACUGAGAAACUUGUAGAGUAAACUAAUUGAACCGACAUUCAGAGAAAGCUGUGCUUAGAAGCCUGACCUGUGUGCGUGUGUGUGUGUGUGUGUGUGUGUGUGUGUGUGUGUGUGCGCGUGCGCGUGUGUGCGCGUGUGUGUACGUAUGUGUAUCAUAUACAUAGUUGCAAAACAUCACUGGUAUUCAAGUUAAACAUAUGCAUCAGCAGUGGUCGUGUUUACGUGUAGAUUAUCAUUCUUGAUGUCGUAUAUCAGUGGCAACAGUAGGCUUGUGUGUUCUGUGUGUCUGUUUACAAUCAUCAGCCUUAACAAUGUGUCUGAACAUAAAAAGGUGCAAUAAUUAUUGAAAAAAAUCAAUAGAUCUAACAUUGUAAAAGAAGCCAAAUAUAUAGCACUUGUUUUUAUAUUCUUUGUGUUAGCUGCAUUGAAAUAGAAAUGCCACUAAACACACUACUAGUAUAGUGAGAGGGUCCAUAUCUAUUUUGAAUGUACUGUAAAGCUGUUAGAAAAUACUUACUUUUAGCCAUUUGGAUAAUUUAGGGUUUUCAUACCAGUAUAUUGUUAAGAAUUUGAAAUUUAUGUAAAAUAAAGUUACCAAUGUAAUGUUGCCCCAUGUCUGUUGAAUUGCUUUUGGCUGCUUGCAUGGUAUUGUGUAGAUCUGUUAUGUACAAUGUUUAUAUGUAACCCAAAAUGGAUAUUGUUUUAGAAGAAAUAAAAAGAAAAGCAUC